CAGUAGGUUCAGCCGGUUUGCGCCGCCCUCUGCUGAACACAAUAAACACAGCUGGCUGUUCUGCUCUCCCGUGGCGCCACCGAAGUGUUCCGCUAUUCUGAACCUUCUGAACAAACGAUUUUAUACCUCUAGGAAAUAUAUAAUUCAGGCUUGUACAGAUGGAAAAGCAGGUUGUGGAUGGUUUGAGGGAGGUCUUCCAGUCAGGCAGAUCCAGACCCCUGCAGUACAGAAAACAGCAGCUCAGAGCCCUGCACCGCCUCAUCACUGAACACCAAGCAGAUAUCGAACAAGCUCUAAAGCAAGACCUCAACAGGAAUACGUAUAACACUUCACUCUUUGAGCUUAUCAGCAUCGAGAAUGACAUCAAGUUGGCGGAAAGUGACAUGGCGGACUGGGCAGCUCCUCAGCCUGUGAAGAAGAAUCUCAACAGCGCGCUUGACGAUGUUUACAUAAAGCCUGAACCUUUGGGUGUUGUGCUGAUAAUUGGAACCUGGAACUACCCUUGGGCCAUGAUCCUGCAGCCCCUGGUUGGAGCUAUUGCAGCUGGCAAUGCAGCUGUGCUGAAACCAUCGGAGCUGAGUGAGAACUCUGCUAGACUUAUGAAAGAACUGCUUCCUCUAUAUCUGGAUAAGGAGAUGUAUCAAGUGGUGACAGGAGGGGUUUCAGAGACCCAGGAGCUGCUGAAGCAGCGUUUCGACCACAUCUUGUACACUGGGAGCAGCGUGGUGGGAAAACUGGUUAUGGAAGCAGCAGCUCAUCAUCUCACACCAGUGACUUUAGAACUGGGUGGGAAAAGCCCCUGUUAUAUUGACAAGAACUGUGACAUUGCUGUGGCAUGCCGACGAAUAACCUGGGGAAAGUUUGCAAAUUGUGGCCAGACAUGCAUUGCACCUGACUAUAUUCUGUGUGAGCCAAACCUCCAGGACAGGAUAGUUGAAGAGAUUCAAAAAACACUACUGGAGUUCUACCAAAAGGAUCCUAAAAGCUCUCCAGACUAUUGCAGAAUCAUUAACACACGUCACUUCGACAGAGUAUUGGCUCUAAUGAAUGAAUGCACUAUUGCUCUUGGAGGAGAGAGUGAUCGCUCACAAUGUUACAUAGCUCCUACAGUUCUGGCGGAUGUUUUACCCUAUUUCAAAAUCAUGCAAGAAGAAAUCUUUGGACCACUGCUGCCCAUCGUCACUGUUAAUGGCUUGAGUGAGGCCAUACAUUUUAUCAAUGCAAGAGAAAAGCCAUUGGCGCUCUAUGUCUUUUCCUCUGAUAAAACGGUGAUUAAGCGGAUGCUAGCUGAAACCACCAGUGGAGGAGUGACUGUUAAUGAUGUCUUGAUGCAUUACACUGUCAAUACCUUACCUUUUGGAGGUGUAGGAAACAGUGGAAUGGGCAGAUAUCAUGGGAGGCACACGUUCGACCAGCUGAGUCACCAUCGUGCCUGUCUCAUCAAGUCUUUUGCUAUGGAGAGUUUGAAUGACGCCCGUUACCCUCCACUAACAGCAGCCCGACUGCGCAAGGCCAAGUUUUUCAUGCAGCAUCGCUUGUGCAGCUGUAAUGGCAUGUGUGUGUGGGCCGCUAUCACAACCAUAUUGGCAAUUGGUCUUCUUGUUGCCUUAAUAGUUGUGCUGAUAAAGGAGACUCCAGUUUGAAGCAACAGAUCCCUCUGCCUGCACUGCUGCUCAAGUUUGUCACUCUUUAGAACAAUUUUAAUCUCAUAUAGAAUACUUGAAUCAUAUGUUGGUACAAAUAUUGAAUAUUUGUAUCAAUCUGAUAUAAAACUGUUUCACGUACAUUUUCUUUUCAAAUUUAAAUAAUUUUUUUUCAGUAAACUAGAAACAGUAUAUUUUAAUUUUCUAAAUACAAUUAAUAAGGCGUGUUUGUAUGGGCUUUCCUACUCAUGUAGAGAAUUUGAGCAGUUGAACUGCUAAAUUGUGCAGAAUCUUCACAUUUAGAUCUUCUAAAUGGACAAGUUACCAUCAUUUCUGUGAUGUAGCAGCACAAUGCAAGCAUUGUUCUCCAUUGUUCCCGUUGUUUUCCAGCUUAUCUUCUUUAUGUGGUGGACUUUAUGGAGAGCUUUAGCACAUGAGCUUUCAUCUACAUUUAUGUUGACAAAUGUGACCACAAAAGCAGUCUUAAGUCGCUGGGGUAUAUUUGUAGCAAUAGCCAAAAAUACAUUG
Messenger RNA from Sinocyclocheilus grahami, 2171 nucleotides. Its product is annotated as fatty aldehyde dehydrogenase-like. Gene Ontology annotation, molecular function: 3-chloroallyl aldehyde dehydrogenase activity; aldehyde dehydrogenase (NAD+) activity. Bases 159 to 1643 code for a protein of 494 amino acids. The transcript has 11 exons. NCBI's taxonomy places the organism in Eukaryota, Metazoa, Chordata, Actinopteri, Cypriniformes, Cyprinidae. The record is from RefSeq and is a predicted model, not a curated record. Gene Ontology annotation, biological process: aldehyde metabolic process. Gene Ontology annotation, cellular component: cytoplasm.